Molecule: messenger RNA, 267 nt
Organism: Penicillium subrubescens
Lineage: Eukaryota; Fungi; Ascomycota; Eurotiomycetes; Eurotiales; Aspergillaceae
Exons: 1
Coding region: 1-267 (88 amino acids)
Source: RefSeq, a predicted model, not a curated record
AUGUCCAACUUGACCGACACUUUCAACCCCCCAGGGGCACCCUCGCCUCUAAGCGCAUGCCUACAAGAGCUAAAGAAGAUCCGGGAAUUACUCAAAGAAACGAAACUUGGUCUCCCCCGCAUACUUCGCAAUCUUGAAGCCACCACUCACCGUGGACUGCAGGACCGCUACUGGAGGUUGGAAGCCAUGAGAGACAAAGCGGCCAUACUUCGAGCUCAGAAUUCAACCGGUCUUCACGAAAUCUGCAAGAAGCUUUGGGACAUGUAA